Molecule: messenger RNA, 2061 nt
Organism: Glycine soja
Lineage: Eukaryota; Viridiplantae; Streptophyta; Magnoliopsida; Fabales; Fabaceae
Product: pyruvate dehydrogenase E1 component subunit beta-like
Exons: 4
Coding region: 425-1660 (411 amino acids)
Biological process (GO): pyruvate decarboxylation to acetyl-CoA
Molecular function (GO): pyruvate dehydrogenase (acetyl-transferring) activity
Source: RefSeq, a predicted model, not a curated record
GGUGUAAAAGAAAAAUGGAAGAAAAUCCCAUAAUCCCUACCUAGACAGGUUUACCACAAGCCUGUGUCACUGUCCGGUGAACACAGCGUCGACAUUAGGGUAAGGACUGAAGUCGGAGAUGCUGCGGGAGUCGCCGGAAGUAAUUUUCCCAGGGUGGUUUUAUUGAAGAGAUCUCAGCCAUUAAUUUUAAUCUACGUUGGAGAUUUAUUUAAAUCCACAGACACUCUCCAAAAUCUCUUAAAUUUCUCCGCCCAUAAAUAAAACUCAACAACUAACGAUCCUUAAUUUCUCCACAACACAACACAAACUAUGGUGUUCCUUAAUUGCUCCGCCCAUUGGCAUAUUUCCCUCCUAUAAAUAAAUUCUCAAUCUUUUUCUUCUUCAUUUUUCAUUUUUCAUUUAUUCAUCUUUCUUGGGUGAUCCAAUGCCUAUGGCGACGACCCAUUUCCAGGGAUUGGGAGUUGUGACCCCAUCAUUCUCUUCUUCCCACUCCAACAAGUUCCUGCUUUCUUCUCGUUCAGUUUCUUUGAUUGGUUCAGAGAGGAAAGAUGGCAUAUUUAUGGUUAGAUCUGAUGCAGCAAGGGUUCUGAAGACUGAAGGUCGUAAGCAUGAAUUGUUGGUUACUAAUGCAGUUGCAACAAAGGGAGGAGCCAGUUCUGCGGCUUCUACCUCAAAAUCUGGAUCUGGGCAUGAACUUCUCCUUUUUGAGGCCCUACGUGAAGGUUUGGAGGAAGAAAUGGAGAGGGAUCCUUGUGUAUGUGUCAUGGGUGAAGAUGUAGGUCAUUAUGGAGGAUCUUAUAAGGUGACUAAAGGCCUUGCCCCAAAGUUUGGGGACCUUAGAGUUUUGGAUACCCCUAUUGCUGAGAAUGCCUUUACAGGGAUGGGCAUUGGAGCUGCCAUGACUGGUCUGAGGCCAGUUGUUGAGGGCAUGAACAUGGGAUUUCUACUUCUGGCAUUUAACCAGAUCUCUAAUAAUUGUGGCAUGCUGCAUUACACAUCUGGAGGCCAGUUCAAAAUACCAAUUGUCAUUCGUGGACCUGGUGGAGUUGGGCGGCAACUUGGAGCAGAGCACUCACAGCGAUUGGAGUCAUAUUUUCAAUCAAUCCCUGGAAUCCAGAUGGUGGCUUGCUCAACCCCUUACAAUGCCAAGGGCUUGAUGAAAGCUGCAAUCCGAAGUGAGAAUCCCGUGAUUCUUUUUGAGCAUGUUUUGCUUUAUAACCUCAAGGAGAGAAUUCCAGAUGAAGAGUAUGUAUUGUCACUCGAAGAAGCUGAGAUGGUUAGGCCUGGGGAGCAUGUCACAAUAUUAACCUAUUCCAGGAUGAGGUAUCAUGUCAUGCAAGCUGCUAAGACACUGGUGAACAAGGGGUAUGACCCCGAAGUGAUCGAUAUCAGGUCUUUGAAACCGUUCGAUCUUCACACAAUCGGGAAUUCAGUGAAGAAGACACACCGUGUGCUAAUUGUGGAAGAGUGCAUGCGGACAGGUGGAAUUGGUGCUAGUUUGACAGCUGCAAUUACCGAAAAUUUCCAUGACUAUUUGGAUGCCCCUAUAGUAUGUUUAUCCUCUCAGGAUGUACCAACUCCUUAUGCUGGAACAUUGGAGGAAUGGACAGUAGUUCAACCUGCUCAGAUUGUCACUGCAGUUGAGAAACUCUGCCAGUGAUUGCUACAAAACACUAGCAAUUGUGCUUGUUAAAUUAAGCUAGAAUUUUCAUCAUGGCUUUCUCUUUACCUUUUAUUUCUUAAGUCUCCCAUAACGUAAAUUGUUAUUUAACUUUUGUUAAUCUUUGCAUUUUUUUUCUUAAAAGAAGAAUAUUUAGAACCCUCAAGCCAAUCCAACUCCUUCUCAACUAGUUCAUCUACAUCAUUUGUGUGGUGUGUGUAAGAGUUGGGCAAAGCCCUAUUACUAGGGAGAUAUUUAUAGUCAGUUCUGAAUCCCGCAAAUCUGUUAUAGAUCCACUUUUUUUUUUAAUUGACUCGUAUGGAUGUAGUUCUCAUCGAUUUUAAAUAUGCUAUUCAAUAUAUAGUAGCUAUGGAAUUGCACUGCUGCUAAAAGACAGCUGA